AUGACGAUGGCCUCAAAGAAUUUUGCUGCCAAGAGGAAAAGAACCAGGACUUUGGAAGGCAUUAAUGAAAGCUCGACACUGAGAUCACAAUAUAUGGAUGGACACAUGUCAGAUCCUAUAAUGACGGCAGCUGCGGCCGCAGCCGCAGCCGCAGCUGCAGAUGUCUCAACGUCUUCUGCUUCAAAUACUGGACGGAUGCAGAAUCCGUUCAUCGAGGAAUUUAUGUCAUCCAACAACGAUCCAAUGACGGCAGAUUCGUUAAGGGGCACGCUUCUGUUGGAUGUUGACAGACAGGGCCAGAAUUCAGGAUCUUUUGUUACCGGUAUCGCUGCUAAUAAUAGGAAUAGUAAACAAAAUGAAAACGGGAACGGAUUUGAUCUUGUAGAUUUGGACGACAGUGCCGUGGAGUUUGUCAAUAGUGUCAACUAUACGAGUGCCAAAAAGGUAAAGAAGCAAAGAACAGUCUCUUUACCACAAUUACCGCAUGCAAGACUACUCUACGAACCCAGAAAUACGGAUAGGAGGACACAGAAUGAUGACGAGUUAUUGCAUGUCAGCGGUACUACGACGCAAACUGUUGAUGGGAACAAGUUGAUUAAAUUGCCAUUGAUCAGAUCUUUGUCUCCGGUACCUGUUGCUGAUUUCAGAUUGGGAAAAAAUGGUGGUAUGCAAAACAAUAACCAGGACCAGAACUUUGACAUCUCAAAUUCUGCCUCGAAAUCUCCAUCCAGGUUCACCAAAAUUUUAAAGAAAUCUCCGCUAUUGGGCUCCCAUCAGGACAAAUUACGUUCUAUGGAUAGAUUCAAAACUGAUGAGGAAGGUCAUUAUGUAUACCAGGAGAAUGACAUUUUUGCCAAGAACAGAUUCCAGGCUAUGCAGCUUUUGGGACAGGGUACUUUUGGGAAAGUGGUAAAGUGCAAGGACUAUUUAAACGAUAUCACUGUUGCUGUCAAAAUCAUAAGAGCUGUCGAUAGAUAUCGGCAAGCUGCAAAGACAGAACUACGUGUCUUGCAGACUAUAAAGGAAAAUGACAGGAGUGGCCAAUAUCAAUGCUUGCUGUUGCGAGAAUUCUUCGAUUACAAGAAUCACAUAUGCUUGGUCACUGAUUUAUACGGCAGGUCCGUGUAUGACUUUAUGACAAACAAUGGAUAUGCAAGGUUCCCUGGUUCCCAUGUUCAAGCUAUCGGUAAACAGUUGGUACGUUCUGUGUGCUUCUUGCAUGAUUUAGGAAUAAUACAUACUGAUUUGAAACCGGAGAAUAUAUUGAUAUGUGAUGAAACUUGCGUGGAACAGUCACUUCCAAUGGAAAUCAUAGACUCUUUAACUGAAAGAAGGAAACUGGCUAGCGGUGGAAAGAGAAAAAUACUCAUAAAUCCUGAGGUGAAAUUAAUUGAUUUUGGAAGUGCUGUAUUCUACAAUGAAUACCAUCCACCUGUCGUUUCAACGCGUCACUACAGAGCUCCUGAAAUUGUUUUAGGGCUUGGAUGGUCUUUCCCAUGCGAUAUCUGGUCAAUAGCAUGUGUAUUGGUUGAGCUAGUUACUGGCGAGUCACUCUAUCCAAUUCAUGAAAAUACAGAGCAUAUGGCUAUGAUGCAACGUAUCAACAAUGAAAAAUUCCCUAAAAAGAUGGUUGAAAAAAUGUUCUUCAAAGUUGAAAACAAGUAUGGCAGCAUCCCAACUGAUUUGCAAACUUCAGUUGUAAAAUAUUUCGACAGACAAACAGGAGAAUUAAGGUGGCCUCUCCGGAAUUCAAAAGGUCAAGUCAUUACCAAAGAAAAGUCAUGGAAAAGAAUUUUGGCAACAUGUGACAGGCUGGAUGUUUUUAUCUCCAAAAAGUUACAAAUGGACUAUGGAUCUUGGCUGGAGAUUCACUGGGAUAUGCAGUUAGAGGACAACUGGCGUCUAAUUUUAUCAAAAAAUAUUGAUUCCAGAAAUAUUGAUAAGAACGUUUUCAUGUUUUGGUAUUAUUUCGUUGAUUUAUGUCGUAAGAUGUUUGAAUUUGAUCCAACGAAAAGAAUAACGGCGAAGGAAGUGAUUGAACAUGAGUGGUUCAACAUUGGGAUUUUAGAUGAAGGUAUUUCACACUACGGAAGAUUAUAG
Messenger RNA from Kluyveromyces lactis, 2100 nucleotides. It is a transcript of the gene KNS1, whose product is annotated as serine/threonine protein kinase KNS1. Gene Ontology annotation, molecular function: ATP binding; protein kinase activity. Gene Ontology annotation, cellular component: nucleus. The record is from RefSeq and is a predicted model, not a curated record. The transcript has a single exon. Gene Ontology annotation, biological process: protein phosphorylation. The coding region runs from base 1 to 2100 and encodes 699 amino acids. Lineage: Eukaryota; Fungi; Ascomycota; Saccharomycetes; Saccharomycetales; Saccharomycetaceae.